Molecule: messenger RNA, 1119 nt
Organism: Suillus paluster
Lineage: Eukaryota; Fungi; Basidiomycota; Agaricomycetes; Boletales; Suillaceae
Exons: 7
Coding region: 1-1119 (372 amino acids)
Source: RefSeq, a predicted model, not a curated record
AUGGCUUCAAGAGGCAUCCCACUGGAUACUUCUGCUGUAGUGUCUACAGUAAUGGAAGGAAUUUUAUAUGGCUUUUCCGUUCUCAUGUUUAUGGGUACCAUCUGGGCAUUGACCUACAAACGUCGCCUAAAGGAUAUCAAUCGCACAAACGCUGUUGUGGCAGUGCUGUUGUUGAUACUGAGUACCGCUCACAUGGUCAUAGAUGUCAUUCGUAUCGAAGAGGGACUUGUGACGUAUCGCGAUACAUUUCCAGGGGGGCCACCGGCGUUCUUCGCAGACGUUGCCCAAAAUACAUUUGUGAACAAGAAUGUGAUAUACACCUUGCAGACUAUGCUCGGCGAUGGGAUGGUGUCUUUUUGGCAAAAGAUUUAUCGAUGUUAUGUCGUUUGGAAAUCUCUCUUGAUUAUCAUCAUACCAAGCGUGCUGUGGCUCGGUAGCACAGUGUCUGGUUUUUUUGCGGUCCAUAGCGUUUCACAAGCGACUAGUGAGGCUGGAAACAUCUUCGCUAAAGCAACUGGUCAAUGGAUCACAACAUUCUAUGCCUUGACACUUGCAACCAAUUUAUCGGCUUCGGGACUUCUGGGAUAUCGCAUCUGGAUGGUCGAACGCAAUGUCUCUGCAAUUCGUGCUACGAAGGGCAGUAUGAUGCCGAUACUGCGCGUGCUUGUGGAUGCCGCCGUUUUGUACUCUGUGGCGCUGCUCUCGGCACUAGUGUGUUUCGUUGAAUGGAACAACGGACAGUAUGUUAUGCUAGACAUGAUCAUGCCGAUUAUCUCAAUUACCUUCUACAUGGUGAUCAUCCGCAUCGCAAUCAACAAGAAAACAACUCACAAUUACAUCUCGACCCGUGGAGGGAUGACCAGUGGGACAGCGGGAGGAAUCUCGCAGCAGUAUGUUAUGAAGCCUUUGGAAGUGCAUGUAUCCCAGCUCACGUACAGAGACAAUACAUCGGCAUACGGAACAGUGAAUCACGACCAGCCGUCGACCAAGGAACUCGAGUCUGUGGAGGGGGAGCAUGCGCUGUGUAAUCGAUACUAUUUAUUCGUACUUGUUCAUGUUUUGUCGUUUCUAGUUUUUAAUCACUACAUGUUUCGCUCACCACUGUACAAUAUACACUAG